CACCGGUAUAAAUGAAAAAGGAGGAACAGGGCAUCUCCGAAACUAAAAUUGGGAGGGAAAGAUGCGCGGCGCAACUCAACUGAAAAGCAACAUCAGUCGCAAGUCACAACCAUCAACGCCACGACGGUGAUGUUGCUGUUGUCUUGCGGAGUCGCUAACUCUCUUUGACCUCUGCAAAUUGAGCUUCUUGUUUCUUCAACAAUGGCAUUUCUAACUCGCCUCCAUUCCUUCGCAAGGCCCUGCUCCUCUCUCCUCUCCACCUCGCGCCAGGAAAUGUGGCCUCUUCUUCAUCUUAUUUUAUGAAAAGUAAGAGCAUUUCAGGAAUUGAUUCUGAUCAAGCAACACACAUGAAAUACUUGUCUCAGGGAAGUGCUAGCACAUAGGUUUCGUAGUUUGUCAUGUAGAUGUGUUUGGUAGCCAUUUCAUGUAAAUCAUAGCUGUUCAUUUUCAUCUUAUUUUAUGACAAGUUAUCACUUUUUCCCCAGAGUGGAGGUAGAGCAAUAAUGACCAAGAUUGGCAUGAACAUGUGCUCGCUUUCUCCAGCUGUUUCAACUGAAGCCUCAGAUUUAGAAUUUGAAGUGAUCCAUGAUGAUGUCAAAGCAACAGAAAAAGAUGAUGCACUUCGCUUGGCUGUCUCACAGCUUGCUAAUGAGUUUAGUGAGGAAUCAAUGUUAUCUUUGCAGAAGUUUUUUGGUGUGCGCCGCGCUCAAGUGAUAUCUACAGGCUCCCUGAAGCUUGACAUAGCUCUUGGAAUGGGAGGAUUGCCAAAGGGUAGGAUUGUUGAAAUUUAUGGACGAGAAGCAGCUGGCAAGACAACACUUGCACUUCAAGUUAUUAAAGAAGCUCAAAAGCAUGGAGGAUAUUGUGCAUAUCUUGAUGUAGAGAAUGCAUUGGACGCUUCACUUGUGGAAUCAAUAGGUGUGAAUACCGGAAAACUUCUUGUCUCACAUCCAGACUGUGCCGAAAAUGUGUUGAGCAUGGUUGAUACAUUAACGAAAAGUGGAGCUGUAGAUGUGAUUGUGGUUGAUAGUGUUGCUGCCCUUCUACCCAAGCGUGAACUUGAUCAGUUAGGUGUUAGCACCAAACUAGAUUUACAACCCCGACUGAUGACCCAAGCACUGCGGAAAAUUCAGUAUUCAUUAUCACAUUCACAAACUCUUAUCAUUUUUGUUAAUCAGAUUAGAUUUAGUCCAAAAUCAGCUAAGGGAUGUGGACCUGCAGAAGAGGUAACUUGUGGUGGAAAUGCUUUGAGAUUCUAUGCUGCUGUUCGAUUGAGACUUUCGAGAAUGGGAUUGAUCAAAACUGAUGAUAAGGUGGAGGGUCUUCGGGUCUGUGUGCAAGUGGCGAAAAAUAAACUAGCACCAGCAGCACUCAAAAAGGCUGAACUAGGCAUCAAGUUUGGAGGAGGCUUUUGCCACGAAGCAGAGGUCUUAGAUUUGGCUUGUGAACAUGGAAUGAUUGUAAAAGACGAGGAAAGCUACCUUAUAGAAGGAAAUACUUUCGAUACUAGAAAAGCGGCCGAAGUGUAUUUGGCGGAGGAUGACAGGGUCUUUGACAAGUUGGUAAUGGACUUGAGAAGGCUAUAUUUUUGAAAAUUCAGGCAGACAUUCAAAGAUGGCGCUUACCAUAAACUUGUUCAGUCAGAAUUUAGAAGGCCUAAACUCUUUCCAUGUUGUGUUUGCAUACUGUAUACUCAUGCGAUUGAACUUCGAAAAAGUCAAGUAUUGCCUUGAAUGAGCAUCACCCAUCUAGCAGAGGAGUAUAAGGCAAUUUAAGUUGCAGGAAUUUUCAGCUGCAAGUAUUGAUCCCUUUAGAUCUAACAUGUAGCAAAAUUUGAUAUUUAUUGUUGUAUUCAUUUGUUAGCAGAACAUGAUAAGCUGCACUGUAAAUUAUGAAGUGUGCCUUUUCCUUGUACCAAAUUCUCAGUGGAUCCAACCAAAAGAAUCAUAAAGGUUGAUUCUUGGAAUCUUGUGGGUGUAUUUCAUGAAUCUGUUUUUCUCGUUUUCCCUGUCAUUGAGGGCUUUU
Molecule: messenger RNA, 2025 nt
Organism: Arachis stenosperma
Lineage: Eukaryota; Viridiplantae; Streptophyta; Magnoliopsida; Fabales; Fabaceae
Product: DNA repair protein recA homolog 2, mitochondrial-like
Exons: 8
Coding region: 504-1592 (362 amino acids)
Biological process (GO): DNA repair
Molecular function (GO): single-stranded DNA binding; ATP hydrolysis activity; ATP binding
Source: RefSeq, a predicted model, not a curated record